Molecule: messenger RNA, 1518 nt
Organism: Oikopleura dioica
Lineage: Eukaryota; Metazoa; Chordata; Appendicularia; Copelata; Oikopleuridae
Source: the annotation of a GenBank genome assembly
AUGAAACUUUUUCAUUUUCUUUUCGCUGAAAAUGUCUUCGGUGGAUAUUACCAGCAGCAUCGAAAGUUGAAUGCUGAGGAGAGAGAAGAUCGUAAAGUGCUUUGCGAUGCUAAGGCUGAAGAAACAAAAGCCUUAUUCCCGAUCGAAAACGGAUCGUGGGUUUGUCCCGAUCAAGGUCUUGGAGGGUCCAAGAUCAGAUGUCAUCCGACUUGCGACAAAGGAACAGCUCCUGACUGGACAGAUCAGUCAAUUUCAAAGCCGAAAAAAGAUGGGAAAGGGUUUAUGGUGCGAUGCGGCGACCCACCAACCAUUGUUAGAAAAAAUCUUCCGCUCGAUACCGAUCUGACAUGCUCGGAGCUGCCAACCCAUCCUUGCAUCGCCGAAGCUGAUAACACCAGAAUUGAAUGUGGUGCGCUGCAUCUUCUUGAUGGUAAAGUGAUAAACAAGAAAAGGGCAGACUUCCAGGUUGUUUGCGACGAUGGAAUUGUCGCCGGCAAUGUCCACUGCAACGAUGGUCAAUUCAACGCGCCAGCUUGGAAUAAAGAUGAUUGGAAAAACUCUUGUAAACCCGAGAGAGAGAGCGAAUUCGGCCUUCUUAUUGUCCACAAUAGAAGUAACUAUACAACUGAGAAUGGUUUACAUUACACGCAGCAAACAAUAAUUUCCGAAGAUGGAUCAAAGAUAUCAACUCCAAUGAUAGAAAAUUCUUAUGACACAAUGUUUUCAGUCUUUGCUCUUAUAAAAGAUGAGCUUUAUGUAUUUAAAGGCCAACAGGUCGGAAAAUUAAAUGGCUGUUCGAUCGAGUAUCUUCCACUGACAUUGAGUUUUAAUCCCUCUUACGUCAGUGCAGCAUUGCCAAUCGAUAACGACACGAAAGCGCUUAUAUGUUUCGGAUUUCAAGCUGGAAAAAGUUGCGAUAUUUUUGACACUGAGAACGUCGUUUCAACUUUUUCAACCGAGUUUGACCAUUUAUAUGGGAAACUCGGUCACUACAAUGGCAAACCAACUUCGGUUGGCCAUCAAACUCCUACAAACAACGCUUGGGGAAAAGUUGAAGUUCUGAACGAAGACGGCUGGACACUUCUAAAUGAGCAUCCAAGAUUUAUCUCUCAGCACACCCUUAUCGGACUCGAAAGUGGUGGAUUAAUCCUCGCAGGAGGGGAAUACUAUGAAGAUCUCAUUAAUUAUAACAUCGUUACUUCAAAAGAAGUCUGGCUGUUGAGUGAAGACGAAUGGAGUUUAGUUGGAGAACUUCGUGAACCAAAUGUUGUUGGAUCUGCAAUCAAGGUUGGAAAGUUUAUUUACCUUGCGCCCGGAGAUGAGCCAUGGAGAGACUACGAAGGCGACUAUCAAUUUCCGGUUGAGCGUUUAGAAAUCGAAGACGACCUGGUACUUGAAACAGAAAUAAUGCUGGAAUUCGGCAAUUCUAGCUCUUUUUCUAACGUUAUUCCUGUCAUGUUUGCGACAACUCUUGACUUUUGUGAUAAUGUUUGCAGCAACAGGCUUUCUUAUUUGUGA